This is a messenger RNA of Capsicum annuum, 1241 nucleotides long. RefSeq lists its product as uncharacterized. Bases 127 to 1053 code for a protein of 308 amino acids. The record is from RefSeq and is a predicted model, not a curated record. The transcript has 2 exons. Gene Ontology annotation, cellular component: chloroplast. NCBI's taxonomy places the organism in Eukaryota, Viridiplantae, Streptophyta, Magnoliopsida, Solanales, Solanaceae. Gene Ontology annotation, molecular function: phosphatase activity.
CUUGAAAUAUUUGACAAAUUUGUUAAUGAACUAAAAGAGAAGGAGCGCAAGCGUCAAGAGGAUAAGUUAGAUAACACAUGAGAUAAGCGAAAGGAACUAUUGGAAGGGUUAAACCAUGAUUGGAAGAUGCUUAUCAGUUCAAUCAUCAAGCCCGAACGAGCUAAAGUUUCAAACUUUGAGUGGAAUUCACAUCUAGCUGAAAGUCGUCGAUUCAAGGCAUGGUUUCUAGAUCAGUUUGGCGUGCUUCAUGAUGGGAAACAACCUUAUCCUGGUGCCAUUUCGGCCUUGGAAAAGUUGGCAACUUAUGGUGCGAAGAUGGUAAUCUUUAGUAAUUCUUCAAGAAGAGCAUCGAUAACAAUGGAAAAAUUGAGAAGCCUUGGAUUUGAUCCAUCACUCUUUACUGGUGUCAUCACGAGUGGGGAAUUAACGCAUCAGUAUCUUCAAAGGAGAGACGACGCUUGGUUUUCCUCUCUAGGAAGAUCGUGUAUUCACAUGACGUGGAGUGACCGGGGUGCUAUAUCUCUCAAGGGGCUCGGACUACAAGUUGUGGAAAAUGUUGAGGAAGCUGAUUUUAUUUUGGCCCACGGAACUAAAGUGUUGGGGCUUUCAACUGGUGCUGCACUUCCGAUGAAUCUUGAUAUACUACAUCAGUGUGCUGCUAAGAAAAUCCCGAUGGUAGUAGCAAAUCCUUAUUUUGUAACUGUUGAAGCUCGGGCUCUGCGUGUUAUGCCUGGAACACUAGCAGCUACGUAUGAAAAACUUGGCGGUGAAGUAAAAUGGAUGGGCAAACCUGAUAAGAUAAUAUACAAGUCCUCUAUGGAAAUGGCUGCUGUCGAUGCCUCAGACUGUAUUGCCGUAGGAGACUCCCUCCACCACGAUAUCAAAGGUGCAAAUGCAGCUGAAAUUGCGUCACCAUUUAUCACAGGCGGAAUACACGCUACUGAACUUGGACUUACCAAAUUUGGGGAGGUCGCGGAUGAUGAUUCGGUACAUGCUCUUGCCUCAAAAAACAAUGCAUAUCCUACAUAUGUGCUCCCUUUAUUUACAUGGUGAAGAGAAGAAUGUACUAUAGCAUUGAUGUAACUAUUAAUGCUAUUCACUUUGUAGCUCUCCUUUUACGACUUUUCAGAGUGAUCUUUCUCGAUUUUGGUACAGAAAGGUUUGGUUGAAGGCACAAUUCUGUGUAAUUUGAAAUUAGAAAACCAUGGUAGAACGUCUUGCUUACUUAUUUCUUCAUCUAA